Molecule: messenger RNA, 3416 nt
Organism: Tachysurus vachellii
Lineage: Eukaryota; Metazoa; Chordata; Actinopteri; Siluriformes; Bagridae
Gene: pigs
Product: phosphatidylinositol glycan anchor biosynthesis, class S
Exons: 12
Coding region: 51-1736 (561 amino acids)
Biological process (GO): attachment of GPI anchor to protein
Cellular component (GO): GPI-anchor transamidase complex
Source: RefSeq, a predicted model, not a curated record
CUCUGAUUGGUCAGUGCUUACGUCAUACGCGGUAGUGCUUUCAUGCAGUAAUGGCAGCAAUAGAGACAGAAAAACGUCGGGGUAGAAAUGCUGCCCUGUCCAUCGCCACUGUGGUUAUUGUUCUUGGCUUGCCUUUAUGGUGGAGGACCACAGAAACCUACCGAGCCUGGCUUCCAUACUCCCAAAUCUCUGAGCUGGACUCAUUACAGCUCCAGUUAAGCGUGGAGGUCGAGGUGGUGUUUUCCAGAGGAACCCUGAGCCCCGAGCAGCAGAAGAAGGUCCCACUCAGUCAGACCCGAGAGCAGGAGCACCAAGUAGACGCUAAGAACAGGCUACGGUACAGAUACGAAACCAAGUACCGCACAGCUACCAUCAUGGAGGAGGACGCUUUAAAUCAGCCCACAGCUCAAGAGGCGGAUCUUUCUCUGCACACGCUCAGUGAGAGCGUGUGUGGCUCGGUCGUGGUGUACGUCGUCCCCGAGUCCUCCACCUUGUUACCGGCUGACGUGAAGGUGUAUGUGGGUCAGUGGCGCACCGCCCUGCUGCGUGCCGCUCCGCUUCCUGCCUCUGGGAGUCUGAAGGAAGUGCUUUCCGCUGUGGAACCUCAAGUCAAGCAGGUGAUCGACACCAUGUCCUUCAGCCACCAGGAAAUCAUUGGUGCUCUGAGCGACCGCAUCCGUAUCAGUCAGGUCAGCAAGGAGAGCCUGGUCGACAGCAUGAGGGCCAUCAAGUCCAGUCCAGGUUAUGAAAUCACGUUCAGCUUGUUGAACCCUGACCCCAAAUCCCACAGCCUGCACUGGGACAUUGAGGGAGCCGUUCACAGCUACAUCCAACCUCUUCUGAACAAACUGAGCCCCAUUGCCAACUUCUCCGUGGACUCGCAGAUCCUGUACUACGCCGUGUUGGGGGUCAACCCUCGUUUUGAUAACACCGUAUCGGCGUACACUCUGAACGCAGCCAGUCUGGCGCACGUCAUCAACCCUGUAGAGGCCAGACUAGGCUCCAACGCUGCGUCUUCGUAUCCGGUGCUGAAUUUCCUGUUGUAUGUCCCCGAGGCUCAUCACUCUCCACUCUUCAUCAGAGACUACAAGAAGAAGGAGGUGCCUUCAAACGCGUUCCACAGCCCCCGCUGGGGAGGGAUUAUGGUGUACAACGUGAACGACGUGUACGGCCCCGAGGCGGACUUUCCUGUCCAUAUCAACAUCAACAUGGCUAAAGUAAUGGGUGUCUUCUUGGCACAGUUGAGGCUGUUAUUGGGCGUCCAGAAGACACAACCUCCGCCUGGUUUCGUUCUGCAGAGCCCAGGCAGUGCCGGAUUGGCCGACUGGGAGCUGGACCGGCUGCUGUGGAGUCGCAGCGUAGAGAACGUGGCCACCGCUACGACCACCAUCACCUCGCUGGCUCAGCUUCUCGACCAGAUCAGCAACAUCGUCAUUAACGACAACAUCGCGCAGCAGGUGUCCAGUGCGGUUGCGUCUCUCCAGGCUGCCACAGCUGAGCUGGAGGCGGGGAACCUGGCCUUUGCCCUGCAGUACAGUCGCGAGGCCAUACUGGCUUCUGAGAGAGCGUUUUUCGACCCGUCUCUCUUACAUCUUUUAUAUUUUCCCGACGACCAGAAGUUUGCCAUUUACAUCCCUCUCUUCUUGCCCAUGUGUGUUCCCAUUGUGCUCUCACUGCUCAAGAUCGUCAACGAGAUUAGACAGAAACGUGCUGAAAAACUGGCCAAAAAGGACUAACACACACACACACACACACACACGCACACACACACUCACACACACACGGUGCCUGUGAGUGUUGUUUUUAUGCACUGAUUGCUCAAUACACUGUACGUUGUUACUAAAGACUAUUGUCUACACAGUCUAUUGUGUAGAUAUUCAUUAUUUUCUGAAAUUUCAUUUGAAAUGUUCAAUAUAGUUUUCAUAUCAUUUUGAUGUUUAUUCCUUUCUUUCUCUACUACAAACCAGGUUUUGAUUUAAAUUUUCUAUCCAUUUAUUUUAUUUUUUAAAUAUGAAAUGAAUAUGCAAAUUUUAUCACUUCAUUUCCGUGUCCUUUAAUAUAUCUUUGCCGUAGAUCCAAUUAUAAAACGGAACCUUCUCUGUCACAGAUUCACUCCCUGUUUCUUCAUCUUUCUGUUUUUUUUGUGUGAUUUUAUUUUGUCAUUAUUAUACAUUUUUUUCUUUUUUUUUUUUUUUUUUUUUUUGCUUCAAAACAACAUUAAAUGGGGAAAAAAACCCACCACCUCUACACAUGGACAUAACACAAUGUAUGACGUUAGCUGUAAAUUCAUCUCACAGACACUGUGUAAUGUAUGUUUUGUCAGAACUCCACUCAGACUCAGUAUUCUGUCCACAUCGUGUUGGAUUAUUUCUUGUAAAAAUAAAAAUCAUCAGGGUGUUGAUGGGCAACAAGUUCUAACUAUGUUCUACACGUAUUCUGAGUGAAAUCUGUAGGUUUGCGCAAUUUGCCUCAUUUUAACUUGCUUAAGUCUGGAUUUAAGUCUAGAUCUGAGAUAAAUAAUGCGCACUGUAGCCAAAAUGCCCCUGUCUCACCUUCUGAUAUCCAGUUAAUACAAUUUAUUUGUUUAUAUCAGGACAAAAGUCUGUUCUAAGGAAAGUAUUAAACCUUCCUGUAAUUCUUAUGCUUGAGCUUCAGGGGACGUGUUUAAUAUUUAAAACGCACAGCGCUCUGAUGCAGGAAGCCACAAAAUCUGCUUUUAAUCGUUUAUUGUUUUAAAUGUGAUUUAAAUUUCAUUUGUUUUUAUUGUAAAAUCAUCUUCGAUUGCUACUGUAUGGGCUCAGACUGAUGAUUCCAGUAAUUUGUGGUUUUAUGUAUUUAUUUAUUUAUGUCACUAGAUUACAUUUUUUUUCUGUUGAUGUCUUGGACACAUACAGAGUUGAUGUAAUUAAGGAUGAUAAAUCUGGCACGUGGAUAUGAGGCGGUCUCAUAAAAAUAUAGAAAUCCGCAUAACAGAUUUAUGACAGAAUUGAACGGUGUAUGACGUCAAUCUCGUUCAUCCAAAAUAGUUUUCUUUAUAAACAAAUUAAUACAAAUUCUUGAAAGAAUUUGUCAUGGUAGGAUUUGUCAUUAGUUAUGUGGGUUUGAUGUUUGGAUGUUUUUAAUUUGUUUGAUUGAUUGUGUGUGAGCGUGUGUGUGUGAGAGAGAGUGUGUGUGUGUGAUUGUGUUUGUGUGAGAGGGUGCGUGUGUCUGAGUGUGUGUGUAUGUGUGUGUGUGAAUGUGUCUGAGUGUGUGUGUAUGUGAGAGAGUGUGUGUGUGUGAAUGUGUCUGAGUGUGUAAGUGUGUGUGUGUGAGAGAGUGUGUGUGUGAAUGUGUCUGAGUGUGUAAGUGCGUGAGAGAGAGAGUGUGUGUGUGUGUGUGUGUGUGUAAGAGAGAGAGAUGAUUGACAGGAGUCCCAU